CUGUCACGUUGUCAUGCGCAUAUGCUACCGUAAUGCUCCGCCAUCCAACCACCAGCGACAACCCCCACUUAGAAUGAUGGUAAAAGGGUACGUUUGAUUGUGCACAAAGUGCACAGGAUGGAGGAGGAAUGCCUUCAGGAGAAUAAAAAGUCCGAGAAAAUGAUGCAGACUGCGGUCGCGGGAUCGAAUACCUCAUCAGCUGACGUCCAUAAUGAUCGAGCACGUGCUUCUUGUCAAGAAGAGUUUACGUGCUCUCUUUACAUUUCGCGUGCCGUUGGGCCGCAAGGCCAAGUACAAGGAAUACAAGGUGGCGAGUUACUACGUUCCAACUUAGAAGAGGUAAUACGCGCGUCCGACCCCUUAGCAGCCUGGCACGUGUCUGAAACACCUUGUGGCCUAAUUGCAGCAUUCACACGCGAAGCUGAUGCUGAGAAACUAUUACAGCGUGGUGAUUUGGCGCGCAUUUUUGAAGGACCCGUACAAGUGGCUCGAUUCUCGGCGAAGGAUUCUCGUUAUAGACAGGCAGUUCUUCUUCGUGACGUACCUUGGGCCAUUCCUCUACAAGAUAUCAACUCAGCAUUGGCGAAGCAGGGAAUUGCAACAGGAAGUGUUGAACGUUGGCGACAAUAUAUACGUGUCGAGGUACUAGACGCUGGCCAUUAUGAGCUAUUGUUGCGCCAAGGACUGGACUUUUUCGGUGCGGCUCGUUUCAGUGCCAUUCCUGAGCGUUGGUGGCGUGGAGGAACCGGAAAUGCUGGUGGACCAUUGCAGGCAGGCACGGGAAUAGUGAGCAAUUUCCUUGAAGCAUCCAACUUUCAAACAGGGGAUGGUGUGCUGCAGUGUUAUCGGUGCCAGGGUUUCUGGCACAUGGCUGCCAACUGCAGACAUUUACCUCGUUGCGUUCGAUGUGGAGAGCCGCACAGCGUCGAAUUUUGUCCCAGACCUCGGAACAAUCCUAUCUGCUGCCAUUGUUCCGGUCCUCAUCACGCUGGUUACCGACAAUGUCCGGUUCGGCAGCAACUUUCGAACGCUACGCCUAUUAGCAUCACACUGAGCACUACUCGGAUUGGAAACCAGUACCCGGUGAACGCGGCUUCCAAGACGAACGCGACCGCUCACGAGCAGCAACCCUUGAAGUCGAGCCAAUCUUAAAUAGAAAUUACCGCAUAUUGACGUAUUGAUUAUUCACGCAUUGAUCUUAGGACUUCGUAAAUUGAUCGCGUUUAUCAGUGUUCAUAAGUAUGUUACGAUCAAUAGAGUUUUAAGCUCGCGUUCAAUUUUAAACUAAACAUAGAAAU
Eufriesea mexicana is the source of this 1298-nucleotide messenger RNA. RefSeq lists its product as uncharacterized. Lineage: Eukaryota; Metazoa; Arthropoda; Insecta; Hymenoptera; Apidae. The record is from RefSeq and is a predicted model, not a curated record. Bases 118 to 1152 code for a protein of 344 amino acids. The transcript is spliced from 6 exons.